Messenger RNA from Nerophis lumbriciformis (worm pipefish), 2310 nucleotides. The record is from RefSeq and is a predicted model, not a curated record. NCBI's taxonomy places the organism in Eukaryota, Metazoa, Chordata, Actinopteri, Syngnathiformes, Syngnathidae.
CAUUGCAGUGAGUUUUUUUUUUUACGUUUUGUCUUUUUCGACGUGUUCCUUCUCACUGAUGGCAACCUCCGCUCGUUAACACCGAGGUGUCGCGCAAGUGCCGCCCGGCUGGGGAGCGCACUAAGCGGUGUGCCGGGCCAUGUGAGCACCGGCGAACCGGAACGAUUGUGCCGCCGCCGCCGCCGCUGCUCGCUCGCUCCUGACCCACAUUUCUCCUCUCCGCGUCGGCCAAAGAGGACGUGAACCACGGCGGGGGGGAGAUUGCUGCUCUUGUUAGCCGGGCGCCGCUGCGCACGAUCGGUGCGCUCCUUGCAAAGAGCAACCUGCGCCCGGGCAGCGUCCGAGUCUACAACAGAGCGGCGAGUUGACGUGCGUCGUGCAGGCUGCAGCUGACGGCGGGGGAGCAACCAUGAAGACGCCGGUGAUCGCGGCGCUGCUUCUGCUUGUCACCAGCCUGUCACCGACGGCCUGGUGUGCAGAGGUGGAGGAGCGCCUGGUGAGUCAGCUCCUGUCAGUGGAGCGCUACAACAAACUGAUCAGACCGGCCGUCAACACCAGCCAACAAGUCACCAUCUACAUCCAAGUGUCGCUCGCCCAACUCAUCAACGUGAACGAGAGGGAGCAGAUCAUGACCACCAACUGUUGGCUCACUCAGGUGUGGCACGACUACAGGUUGAUGUGGGACCCCGACGAGUACGACGGCAUCAAGAAGAUCCGCCUCCCGACGCAGCACAUCUGGCUGCCCGACAUCGUCCUCUACAACAACGCUGACGGCACCUACGAGGUCUCCUUCUACUCCAACGCCGUGGUCUCCAACAACGGCGAGGUGGCCUGGCUCCCUCCGGCCAUCUACAAAUCGGCCUGCAAGAUCGAGGUUCGCGACUUUCCCUUCGACCAGCAGAACUGCACCCUCAAGUUCCGCUCGUGGACCUACGACCACACUGAGAUCGACCUCAUCCUCCUGAGCGACUUCGCCAGCCGCGACGACUUCAAGCCCAGCGGCGAGUGGGACAUCGUGUCGCUGCCGGGGCGCAAGAACGAAGACCCCAACGACGUCCGCUACCUGGACAUCACCUACGACUUUGUCAUCAAGAGGAAGCCUCUCUUCUACACCAUCAACCUGAUCAUCCCUUGCAUCCUCAUCACCUCCUUGGCCAUCCUAGUCUUCUACCUGCCCUCGGACUGCGGCGAGAAGAUGACCCUGUGUAUCUCCGUGCUCCUGGCGCUCACCGUCUUCUUGCUCCUGAUCUCCAAGAUCGUGCCGCCCACGUCCUUGGCGGUGCCGCUGAUCGGGAAGUACCUGAUGUUCAGCAUGGUGCUGGUCACCUUCUCCAUCGUCACCAGCGUGUGCGUGCUCAACGUGCACCACCGCUCGCCCAGCACGCACACCAUGCCGCCUUGGGUGAAGCGGGUCUUCAUGUACCGCCUGCCCACCUACCUCUUCAUGAGGAGACCCGGCCGCUCCAACACCCGCGAGAGGUUCCGCAAAAAACACCAGCUGCGGACCUUCUCGGAGAAGAAAGACGGAGGGUUGGGCAUCUCCUCCCCCUCCUUCUACGUCAACGAGGAGUCGGCCAAACGCUACGGCUGGACCUUCGGCGACUUGGCGGACAACGCGGAGCUCAGGAGGAGGGCCACGCUGAAGAGAGGCAUCGACGUGGAGGACGCGGUGGACGGCGUGCGCUACAUUGCGGACAAGAUGAAGAGUGAGGAUGACGAUGAAGGGAUCAUUGAGGACUGGAAGUACGUGGCGAUGGUCAUCGACCGUCUCUUCCUGUGGAUCUUUGUGUGUGUGUGCGUGGUGGGCACCCUGGGUCUCUUCAUGCAGCCUCUGUUCCAGAGCUACAACACCCCCGUUGUUGAAGACUUAGACCAGAACUAAAUCUGAUAAACACAAUCUACCUUCAAAUCCUUCUUCCUUCUUCCCAGAAGCCAACACAUGAACCUCUGAUGAUGCACUUUAACCCUCUGCCUCCAGCAUCUGUUCUCCCCCCACCUGCUUACCCCCGCUCAUCAGGAUAUUCAUCAAGGUAUUGAUCAUGUGAGCCUGAUCCACAUGAUUGCUGACAUCUGGGGGCCAUCUUACCAUUGCUCUUAUAACAUCAAUGAUCAUUCUUACUGGCAGGGCAUCAGUAGGAGGGGCUCAGUUCUUGUUUUUGGAGCUCUGUUUUAGACUCUUUUUGUCCAAUCUAAGCUAGUAAAUAUAGCAGAAUAUAAAGAAUGUAGUAAUAUGUCACAAACACUGCCCAAUCAGAUCCUUACUUGAUGGUCUUUGGUCCCGUGAUUGAAAAACAACAACUUGAACGCUGA